Molecule: messenger RNA, 1588 nt
Organism: Thunnus maccoyii (southern bluefin tuna)
Lineage: Eukaryota; Metazoa; Chordata; Actinopteri; Scombriformes; Scombridae
Gene: chlsn
Exons: 6
Coding region: 126-860 (244 amino acids)
Source: RefSeq, a predicted model, not a curated record
GCAGGGAAAGAAAUCUGUCCAAUGACGCUUCACCAAGGUGAUUUUACUUCCUGGUUGAGCGCCCAUGCUUGUUGUGGAGUGCUCCGGUACACGUUUCUUUCUCCCUACAAGACUUAAUCAUUAUCAUGGCCAAAGACAAAUCUUUGAAAUCAAAUCCUCCCAAAAGGAAGAAAUUGAGUUCAAACGACAGUGAAGAUCAUGUGGAAGAAAUGACGGACAACAAAGAUAAAAAGAAAAGGAAACGGAUGGAUGUAGAGGAGGCUCCAGUACAGAUCCCUGAAGAAACAAUUGCAGCAGAUGAUGAAAAACCGAAAAAAGACAAGAAACGCAAAAGGAAACAAUUGACAGAGCAAACACAGAAGACAAAACAAACUGAGAUUUCAGAUCCACCCAGUCACCCUGCAGGGACACAUGAGCAAGAGGGAGAGGAGGGAGAGGAGGACUUGAGUCCCGAGGAGCGGCGGGUCCUGGAGAGAAAGAUGAAGAAGAUCCUAAAAAAGGAGGAGAAGAAGAGGCUUAAAGAUGAGGGGAAGACCGCACAGAAAGCUGAGGCACCUGGACCCACUGCGUCUCAGCUGGCGUUAGAUUACCUCACCUGCUGGGCUGAAAAUCGCACAGAGUGGAAGUUCCAGAAGACCAGGCAGACGUGGUUACUGCAGCAUAUGUUUGACUCCGAAAUGGUUCCAGAUGAGAAGUUCUCCAUAUUGCUCCAGUACCUGGAGGGGCUACGUGGAGGAGCCAAGGACACCACAGUGCAGAAAGCCUUAGUACUGGUCCAAGAGUCAGGACAAGCACCAGAGGACAGAGUUGUCCAGCAGAGGGCGCACAGAGCCAGAGAAGUUAUCCAACUGCUCUCCUGACCUUCCAGCAUGUAGGAAGACCUCACAUUCACCAGAAAAAGACUGAAACAUCAGUGGACUGAAAGUUUGCCCUGAUCGCAAGCUUGAACUGAAAUUGUUGUUUUAUAUGUUGUUUUUUGGAUUGGUUCAUAGGGAUAGGAGAGGUUUUGAUGAUAUCACCAGUGUCAGACAUGUCUUUUGUAUGUACAUGUGUCUUUUUCUCCUCCAUAGAUUGACAAUAAUCAUGUGUGUAUUGUUGCAGUCUUAUCCCGAAAACAACAAAACAUAAAAAAAUCUGAAAAGUAUCAUUUCUUUUACAAGUUACACCAGCAGCACAGGAGUGCAAUUGUUGAUUUUCAUAACUUUCUCCAUCUCUAAACAUUAAGAAUUCAGAAGUCAACGGCCAGUUUCACCAGUAUGGACAGAUGAGGAGACAUAUAAUUCCCCACAGAUGAAACAGAAAGCUGAGAGACUGUUGCAGUUAAAAGUCUCAGGAAUGUUUGUACUCAAGACAUGUUUGUGCGUGUCAAGGCCCAUAAUCUGUGAAGUCACUGAUGAGAAUAACUUUUCUCAUACACUCAAGGUUAUAAUCAUGAUAAAAAACCUUUUGGUUUUGUCACAAAAACUCAUUCCAACUGAAUAGUUUAUGAUCCAUACUUGUGUGUGUUAGAUAUGUGUUUCUCUACUUCUUUUUUGGAUUAAUGUAUCCCAUGUAACUCAUUCUCAAAUUAAAUCUGACUCAUUAUGUG